Molecule: messenger RNA, 7213 nt
Organism: Caenorhabditis auriculariae
Lineage: Eukaryota; Metazoa; Nematoda; Chromadorea; Rhabditida; Rhabditidae
Source: the annotation of a GenBank genome assembly
AUGCGUUCUGGCGUGCAGACUGUUUGGUUUGGAGCCAGCUGCGCCGCUGUCCGCAGCUAUUUUUGGACCGUCUCGCUUGUUUUCUCCGCCGCCGGCUCCUCGGUUCGCUGCGACUUUUUCUAUCCAUCACAAAACGGCUUCCGUCCCAUUGAAGUUGGUUCCUAUCCGAUUCCGCCUCAUUCCUCGUGUUAACGUUACCUUUUUCUUUAUAAGAUAUCCUCUUAGAUUGUCUCAGAUUUCGACUUUCAGACACUAGCAUUUUUUCUAUAACCAAAAAGGCGAUUCCACUCGAAACUUUACACUCCUCCGAAAAAAAGGUUUUGAAUUGUGAAACCUGUAAAAUCUAUCAUUUUCCAAGAGCGCAAGAUACGAGACUUUGGUUUCUGGUGAAGAAAUGAUAAUAAUUUGAAAAUACCGAUUCCAAAAAAAAAAGAGUCUGCUCGUUACAGCUUUAUCUUUGUAUCUUUGUCUUCAGAGAUUUUUUUCAGCUCAUUUAGGGACAAUUUCGAAGUUUUCUGCCCUUUACUGUGUUUCUGUAGAAUUCUUUUUUGCAAUAGAAAUUGUUUUGAGAGUGUGGUGUGAUGUUUUGAUUCUGCACAACUUGAAAGUUAUUUUCCCAGUGGUUAUCUUAAUUUCUUAGUGAGAUGAGUGCCAGACAUAGCAUCUAAUAGUUGGGGAGAAAGUCCGGGAAUCCACCUGUGGGAGGACAAUUAACGACGCCUUCUUCGCCACCCGGAAUUCGUCUUCGCUUUCUUUUCUUCUUCUUUGGGCAGAAAGAGAAUGGAAGAAAGCGAACGCUCCUCCGCGGCGUACAAUCAAGAAGUCACCUUGCGGAGGAAGAGAAGACGUGGCUAACCUCUCCCCUCUUGGAAACCUGUUUUCGCUUUCCUCGAUAUCCGUUUCUUGAAAGGACCUUUGUGUUUGAUCAAGGGAGGUUCUCGUAGAAGUUGGCUAUUGUAUUUUCGAAGAUUUACCGGACGAGGAAGCUAGAAAAGUUCAGCUUUGGUGACUUACUUCUCGGAUAACACCUUUUUUGAGAUUGAAGGCCGAUGGAAGUUGUUUUCUGUAGUGCGUUUUACAGAAUGAGAAAAAUGAAUAAAUUUUAAAUAGAAGCCAUAAAGUUUACUUUUAAUGACGAAAGGAGUGGGCAAGGACUUGAGUUAAACUGAAAAAAGUCUUUGCGGAAAAGCGCGUGGAGAGCGAAAACCGUGUAGCAAAAGUGGGAAACUUCGAAACUGAUCGAUACGAAACGUAUUUUUUCCAAGACGGCUAUACCUUUUUUUUUUUACAAAAAACCAAGCCUAUCCAACACACUGAAUGAUUUUUCGACCUUCUGCCUAAAGAUGCUCCAAAUGACGCUUGGGCGCUGCCGUCCAGUCGACGAAAAGCCCAAGUGACGCAAAACUGGUUUUCGUCCGGACUCUCCCUUUUUCGGUCGGAGAGCGGCUGCGCUCAACGUCGAAAUGGAAAUCGCCACCAGCAAGGGAAACAGGUCCAAACUGGGUCAGCGAGGGCGAUUUUGCCCAAUACCAUUUUGCACUCUUUUCUCUCACUCUCUUACCUAUUUUUUAUACGUUCAGCUUUAUCCGUUCUGCUCCCUUUGUCUUUUUGGCCAGUUUUUGAUCAGUCCGAAAGGCUCGUGUUCCGAUUUUUCAUUUCACUGCAUUUCGGUCAAUUUCGUUUGCUCGAGCUGUUUUUCUAUUCGAGCUUCUCCUUUGGCUCCUUUUUUGGUGUAUGACCUUUUUUUUAUGCUACCGCGUUUGGCUUAAUCUUUUUUUAUAACUUUUUUUUUUUGAAUAAUCUCUUGUCUUUUUCUCUGUUUUUCCUUGAUUUAGCUCUUCUCAUCUACUUUCCGAAUUUCAUAAAGGAAGUUGAGAUUUUAGUAUUAACUCAAAAUCAGGUUUUCUAGGAAAUCUUGAGCUGAUUUCAGUACUACCAUUUUUACUUAUAUCUGGUCGGUCACUUUCUUGGAUCUAUUAUCCUAAUCUUUUUUCGACAAAACAGGUCUUUCAAAACUUUUAAACAAAUUUGAAUGCUUCCAAAAAUACAUGUCAAAUCUUUAUUCUGCUCAAAAAUCUUUGCUGAGGUGUAGAAAAUAGGAUAGACCAACUUCAUGAAAGUUUUGAAAUGGAGAUCGUUUUGAACGUCUUUUUUCCAUCCCACAACAGUCGUGCUAUUAUGAACAUCUAGAUAGUUUUGUAACAGAUCAUUUUCUUUCAAAAAAAGGCAAAUAAAGAAGAAGCGAUCUUUUUUUCUGUUAUUCUGAUUUUCCGUCUUUUAUCAGCUUGCCCUAUCGUAUCCAAUGACCUACCGUAGUGACCUUCUUUACUCAGCUUCGCGGCGCGAGGAAUGGACGUCGACUCGGCUUCUUCGUCGCCGUCGUCGCGGCUCUCCGUCGUUUGCAGUGCUUCCGCCGAGUAUUCCUCCAAUUCCUCCGAAGGAUCUUCGCCCAACUCCCGCAGGUUUGUAAAAUUGGCUGUUUCAAUAAGCGUCUCGGUUUUACUCAACACACAAAACUGAUUGAGACGCAGAAAGUAGAAACUGUAAAUCAAAAUUCGUACAUCUUCUGAUAACUGUAUCGAUCAUUUCUCAAAGUUUGUAUGAAUAUUGAAAAUGUCUAUUUAUAGAAAUUCGAUGAAUGAGACGGCGAUGAAAGACGACCAUUACUGGGAACGGCGACGGAAGAACAACGACGCCUCGAAAAGAAGUCGCGAAAAGCGGAGGCUCAAUGACUUGGUCUGUCGCUGUGGGAGAAGCCGACCAACGGAGUUUCAGGCGAUGGAGGAACGGAUCCAAGCGCUUUCUGCGGAAAACGAACGGCUCAAGUCGCAGCUGGUCACUCGCGACACGGUCCUGGUGACGCAGCCGCCGGCGCCUCUCCGCGAAUUCGCGUCGCUGCCUUCGCAGAGCAGCACUGUCCUGCUCGCUGGGCCUUCCAAGGUUAAUUCGAGCGAUGUCAAAAACUUACUAUCUAUUUCACUCUUGAAUACCAAGCCAGAGCUUUUUUUCACCGCUUUGACACUAAUUUGAAGUUUCAAAAACUGUCUUGAACGCAGAAAUCGUAGCAAGUUCUAGAAAAUUAUGAAGUUCAGAUUCAAAUGGCUUCACUUGCCCUAGGGAGUUGCAGUUGAGUCCUUUUAGUUUAAGUCUGAACCAAAAAAAAAUUUGGUUUUUCAUAACCUGAGAAAGCCACGCAUAUCUUGAGACUUAUGGAAAAAAAGUUUCAUAUACAAGUAGAGGCUCAAAAAAAGAAAUCAAGUUUUUGCAACUACUUCAUGUUUUAAACUUUGUUUUAACAAUUUGAUUCAAAGUCAUUUUCAAAAAUUUUCUCGGAAAAAAACCAAAAAAAAAGCGAAGGUUUCUGAAGUAUGAAGCCGGUUUUUGAGCUUUUUCCCUAGACAUUUUCCAAUGGUCCUUUGCAAGUUAGUUGAUUGUUGUAAACACUGAACGCGUCGAAUCGGUUUCUCUUCCUUUUUUUGCCAUCAUCUCGAGGAAUCGCAAAUCGCCGUGUUUCUCCGCGAACGCCAUAGGCGAAUCUCGAGAAAGCGACUUUUCUUGUCGCUUUAUGCGUUGCGUCUUCCUUCGGGAAAGCGAAAGUUCCACUCUCGGCUAGUAGAGAUCGAAAAAGAAAAAAGAAAACUGGCUUUGCGUGUUAGCCUCGCAUAAUAUGAACCGUUGCAUCAAAAGGCGAGAUCCGAUUUUUGCGAAAUAUUUGUGAAGGAUGCAAAAACAAUUAGAGAGCUGAUUUCAGGACGUCAGCCUUAUUUUUUUUGUCAGAAGUAUCCAAAUAAAAUUCAAAAGUUGCACAUAUUGUGUCUUUUGUGAUGUUCCUUGCUAUCAAAGGUUUCUUACCAAAUUUCCUAUUUAAGGAAAAUGUUUUAAUGCCCAUGGCUAUAUGAAAGCCAUUGAUUUGCGAUAAUAUCGCUUUUUGAAUCGAAUUAAUCGAUAAAACAGUUGUGCUAUUUUUUCUUGAACUUCUGAGAUACAGGAUUCAAGUAAUCAAGUUUUUUUUUUUCUGAUCAUGAGAAAAAUGUUUUUUGUAGGUUCUAGAGAGAAAGGUCAUUUUACUUUUUCAUUUCAAAUCGUCAGACUUUUUGAAAACCUUUGAAGUGCAAGAGAAAGGAAUAGUUUAAAAGUUUUUCAAGUAUGAAAAAAGGUGCUUCGAGAUCAGAUGAAAACUAUUUCCAAACGGUGGAAUUUGGUUAUGUGGCUUCGAGAAUUUUCGAAAAACUACUUAUUUCCUUGCUUUCUGUUAACGAGAAGGGCGAUGAUCGUUGAAACUUCUUAGGACAAAACUGAAUUGAAUUCUUUCGAAAAUAGUUGUUCUGAACCUAAAUAUUUCAGGCAAUGUUCCCAGCUUCGGCGAUGUCUACGAUGCCAAGCCUGACCGGCUCAGGACUGCUCCCACUCCUUCCUUCCAACUCCCAGUUGCCGAUGCUCCAGCUCUGCCAGUUCCAAGCCGCCAUGCAACAACAGGUUCUUACUAUCCCACUUUUCGCUUGUAAGCUUCGGUAAUAACGCGUCGCUUGUCACCGCCACAGCAGGUGCUGGACAUGGUGCAGUCCUCACUGACCUGAUUCUCGUAGGGAAACCGUUUCGAAGAGCUGCAGCAGCUGUUCCGAACACAUCUGUCUCGACGCGGAUUGAAAUCCAGGCAAAAUCCAAAACGGUUUCAGUUGAUGCCGGCGACCCCAACGACGGCCUCUCCGCCUUGCGUUUUCUCUUCGACGUCCGCUUUCCAGCCGUUCCGCGGAAAAGAGCAGGCCCCCACCGCCGCCGCCACCAGCGUCAUCAUGAAGGCCGAGCGAAGCAGUCCUGACUCCUCCAGUGACGUCAUCGACCCAAAUGGUUGGUUUCCAAGCUAUCCCUGACCAAUAAAGUUCUGAUCAUGAAGACUUUUAGUUUCCGUAAGAACUCUUUAAGACCAGGUAUUCUCAUUCACAAAAUAUUAUUGAUUUAUUGCGCAUUAAAAAGGAUUUGCUCGUCCAUUCCGCUGAUGAUUCCAAGCUGCAAGAAAUCUCCGAAAACUUUGCCUCCGCUAAAAAAACUUCAUUCGUUACAAAACGUUCUUUCUGUGUAAGCGUUUUUUUCCGAAACAAUAUUGCUUUGUUCGCGCAUAAAUAUAUUUACCGAUCUGUGAAAAAAAUGAUCGAGGCUGGAAAAAUUUCUUGUGGUGAGUGCACAGUUGAUAUUUCAUAAAUUUUGGAAAAAGAAUGGAUUUCAUCAUUUUUUGAUCUUUUCAACGAGGUUUUUCGUAAAAAAUUUUUACAAGGGCUUUUUGUAAAGAAAACGAGAAAUUCAAAAUUUUCAAUUUUCUAACUUUCCAUCCGGCGUGGUUGUGUACUUAUUCCCUGAAAGGGCUGCAAAAAUUUGAGAAUUUCGUUCACUACAAAAGGAGUGAUUUGAGAAAAGUCCGCUAUAGUAAUUACCGACUAACCAACCAAGCUUCGGCGUUUUUAAAAUCAGUCUGACAAAGCCAUGAUCGAAGUAUUUUCAUAAAUUUGCUAUGUAAAUUUCUAACAAAUUUUUCAAAAUGAAAACUGGAAAAAAGGGUUUUGAAGAAGUAAAACAUGAAGCUUUUUUCGUAUAAAGUAAGUAAAACAUUAUUAAUCGAAAACAUGAAAUUUUGAAACCUCCUUUUCGCCCUAACUUCAAUGGUUUUCAGUUCAAUUGGCCCAACGUCUGCCACAGCCGCCGCAGCCGUCUUCUUCGAACUCGUUGCUCUCGGCGCUGCUCGCCACUCGCCGACCUUCUCCAGCUGUCCCUCAAAGUCGCACCGAGCACAUUUCCGGCCUCAACUCUCCUCCCAGGGUUUGUCAGUCCCGAUCGGAGCUCCACCAUCUCGAUGUCAGUGUCAGAACUCGUGCUCCAAGUCCGACUGCGAGUCGAUCUCUUCGUCGGCCUCCUUGUCACCGUCCCAUUCUUCCGAAGAUCACGCCGAUCAGCUCAACGGCAGUUUUGCCGACAAAUCGGUCCGUUUUCGAAGUAAAUCAGUAAAAACACAAGAAGAGAAAAAAAAAAUCAUCUAUAAAGGAAAAUUGAGUUCUCUCUCUUUACUCUAUUGGAUAGGUGUUUGAAAGCGCAAAAUGGGGCCCAUAUUAAUCAUUUCGUCAUACGACACUGUGAAGAAAUUGUUUCGAUAGGGAAUAUAUUCUAUAGGGAAAAGAGCCAAAUCUUCAAAAAGUAGCUUAACGCUGUUUUUUUUUUCUAAUAUUUCCUUUGUGACACUAUGCUGCUCAAUAUCCAAUUCCAGAAAAUUUAACGAAAAAGAAAAAAGUUUUAGCCGCAGUACAUCGACAGAAGAAGAAGGAACAACGAGGCUGCCAAAAGAUGCAGAGCAAAUCGUCGGGCCGUUUUCGAGUACCGAAGUCGACGUGUUCAGGUUGGUUUGUCGAUCCGAGUUGAAUUUUCAGUUAUCACGUAAGCCCGAAAUAAAAAUGGAUAAAGCCAAAGUUGCUGCACUCACAAUCAUGUUUCUUUUUUACACCAGUUUUUUUUUCACUCUUUGCUAAACUUUGCGUGUCGGGUCCCCGGGGCAUCGCGUGGCGCCCCGUUGGCAGCUCUGAAUCAAACUAUUAUCAAAGUGGGUUCAUCAAUUUAGAAGUUUGAAGGCAAAGAUCAGUGAAUCUUAGCUUCUUUUCCAUAUCUUUUUUCAAAAAAAAAAACUAUUUUGUGUACUCAAUCAGUCCUGCCAGCCUCAAGUCCCGCAAGUUCAUAAUUAUCGAAUGAAAGACUUCAAAUUUCAACCUAUUGCACUCGAAGUUUGUAGCUCACAAAAAAUAGUAAUUUUGAGGAUGUUGUAGUACAUCGAAAGGAUUGGCUAGUCUGAUUUUAGAAGCAUUUUAUGUUCAGGAUAGAGCGCCAAAACCAAAGAUCACAUAUUUUCUGUGUAGUUUCGCUAGUGGCUUCAUUCUUUGACCGAUUCCCGCGAUCGAGAACCUGUACGCGCAAUUUUACACAUCGAAAAGUCAUCGAAAUGGAAAUUUUUGAGUGAAGAGGACUCUGUUGUUUUUUGUUAAUUUCGUUCCUUGCGAACUCGUUUACAACUGAGGGCCAAUGAAGAAAAAAAAAGUGGUCGUCGUCGGAAAAUUGUGUUGGUUUUCAGCUGCUGGAGGGCGAAAACGACGAGCUUCGACGGCAGAUCGAGUCGCUGAAGCAAGAAGUCGCGCAGUUCAAGGCAAUCUUGGCCCAACGUGCUGCCUCUCACCCGUAA